This is a messenger RNA of Onychostoma macrolepis, 3206 nucleotides long. RefSeq names its product leucine-rich repeat flightless-interacting protein 2. Lineage: Eukaryota; Metazoa; Chordata; Actinopteri; Cypriniformes; Cyprinidae. The record is from RefSeq and is a predicted model, not a curated record. The coding region runs from base 117 to 959 and encodes 280 amino acids. The transcript is spliced from 6 exons.
ACAACAGAACCCACCCUAAACAACAACACUGUCCUCCGGCAGAUAAACACUUCCAAGACACGGUCUCAUCCAAGACACUUUCUCUGGACACUAGAAGAGUCUUUACACGUGGGAAGAUGCAUUCGGGCAACCUUGAGAAAGUGGGUUCGCUGAGGAAACGGACGCUGUCUCGAGGAAUGAGCGAAGACGAGUCUCUUCGGCACAUUAUCAGAGACGCAGAAGAAUCGAGCAGACACCUGUCACGCAGCGAUAGCAGAUAUGGAUCAUUAAAAAGAGGACAAAGACAAGAAAGCCAUAGUGAAGAUGAUCUAUUCUCUGAAAACAUAAAAAUGAUAGAGCUGAGAGCGAGCUACGAGGAUUGUCUGCAGGAGGUGCGGACCCUGGAGUUGCAGCAGGAGGCUCUUCUGUUCCAGGUGGACUGUCUUCAGGACGCCCUCGAGGGCACGGAGGAGAUGCUCGCUGAGACCCAGAGAGACAAUCGUAAUCUCACCAUGGAGCUGGAGCGAGAACGAGAGAUGAGGAGGAAGUCGGAGGACAUGCUUGCCUCAUUAAAGCAGGAGCUGGAGAGGUUAAGAGAGGAAAGAAGCAGCGAGCCCGUCUGGCUCCAGGCCGCUCCGGAGGGGACGUCAGUGGGCCGAGACGAACAGACGCUCGCACACAGCGAAGGCACCUCCGUGGAUGUGAACACGAGCCAGCUCUUACAGCUGAAGAAAGCGGUCAGCCAGACACUGAAUCCGUCAGUGUUUCACAGCCAGAAGCCUGAUGCUCAGGGUGGAGAUGAUAACGACGAAAGCAGCGGCUACGAAGAUGCUCCGUCCGAGUUCUCGCCCAGUCCGUCCACUCCAGACACGCAGCCGGACGGAGCUCUGCUGGACAGCGAGGCUGAAGAGGGAGGAGAUGGGAUGAGUGACUCCGAGUCCGGCCUCUCUAAAAGUUCAGAUUCUUGUGCUCUCUCUUAAAUUAUUCUAGUGCUGUAAACCGAUUAAUCGCGAUUAAUCGCAUCCAAAAUAAAGGUUUUUAUUUACAUAAUAUAUGUGUGUGUGCUUGUGUAUAUUUAUUGUUUAUAUAUAAAUACACACACAUACAUGUAUUACUAGUAUUUACAUAUAUACAUCUAUAUUAUAUUAACAUGUUUUUCUGAAAUAUAUCAGUUAUACACACACACACACAUAUAUGUAAAGAAAACUUUUAUUUUGAAUGCGAUUAAUCGCAAUUAAUCGUUUGACAGCACUAAAUUAUUCAUAAAGUGCUGAUGAACACUAAAUGUGCUUCAUUCACUUUAUCCAAGUUACCUUUACUCAAACAGCCUUUGCACAAAUGUUAAAAUGAAGACUACUUAGUUAUACUCAUCAGUCAACAGAGUUAUUUAGGAAAAGAAGGAAUCUGCACUUUGUUUCUGCUGGUCGUUUUUUUAUAGCUGUGUUUGUGUUGGAUUUUGUAACGUUCUUGUAUCCCCUGCUAUUAAACAUGAGCUGUCCAGCGAUUCAGGACACAAGGUAAUACUUUGUAUCUGUAUGUUGGCCAUAUUGAUAAAAAAUGGAAUGUAAUUUUUCAUAUUGUAUUGAAAAUGAAGUUACUUUGAAAUCUCGCAGGUGUUUUCACAGAGAAUCAGUUAUAUUGAAUGAUCUGACAGACUGAGGGCCGCUUGCAUUGCUUGUGCUGGUGAGUUUGGAUGUGGACGACACUGGAGAAGUCAAAGUCUGAGCUGACGUUCAUCAUCCUCCAUUGAGCAACAUGUGUCUAUCCACAUGCCCUCUAAAUACACUUCUGUGCAAAGCUUUGAGGCACAUGAGACACUUCACAAAAACAUUGCUUUAGGGUAUCUUUUUGAUUAGUGUGCCAGCAGGAAAUAUCUUUUCCUGCAUUUUACAUUCAUUUUACAUUUCCAAAUAUUCCUUCUGCAAAUAAUAAUAAUCCAAUAGGAUUUUUGUAUGAACAAGGAGAUUCCUGGAACAGUUUGCCUGCAAACUCCCUUAAAACGCCGCUGUGCAGUACCUAGGAAAAAGCUGUUUGAGGUGGUGAACCUAAUAUUAAUAUUGAUUUAAUCUUCUUAAGUUAAAGCAGCUGCAUUUAGUUUUGUGUAUUUUUGCGAACCCCCUACAGCUGAGUGGAAUCCAUUGUCGUAAUUACAGUGAUACAGUAGCUGCACAUGUGCAUUUGUUGCUGCUGUAAAACAGCUUUUCGUGGGAUUUCGUACCCGCUCGCCAAACUCACACACUCCCAGAACAGACGUUUGCGAAAGAAACAGAAGCCAUUCGCCUGAUUAUAAAUCGGUGUACCAACAGAAAGAUUUUGAAACUGAUAUUUCAAGGUAUUUACUAAAACAAAAAAAAGUUUAAGUACACAAGUGCUAAGAAGACAACACAGUUUGCCUGUGGAUUUAGGUCAUUCCAGAUGGACUGAUGAUGGUGAGAUCUGCCGUCGGUCGCAUUAAAAUUUAUGUCGGUUACAUAAAAAUAUUAGUCUCAGUUGAAUCCAAAACAAUAAGACUGAUUACCCUGGGCUAACUGCUAGUUGGUCAGACUUUCUCUUAACAUAGAGGCUAGUUAAUGCAACUGGCCACUGAUCUCUGUGUGGCUCAAACCAUCAGUUGGUCAUAUGAAAAAAAGUUCUACUUGUACUAGUUGAUUUAAUAUUUUACAGAGUUAUUAUGUACAAGAAAGGGAUGUUUUUGGUGAAGUUGUAUUUUUUAUAUUGGUGUUUAUUUUUAUUUUUUACAUUCAGUAACACGGCUGGUUUUAAAAUCUUAUGUUUUAGAUUCUUCAUUUUGUCAAUCGCCUCAAAGCUUUUAUGAGACAAAUUCUAAACCAGAAAAAUCCUUAUAUGGCAAAGGUUUUAAAACAUUUUUCUAAUUUAAAAGAUAUGACAAUGAUCAGUUGUGCUGUUAAGAUCACAAUGAUGAAUCAUAAAGUUUUUUUUUUGUUUUUCCACACGAGAUGUUGUUUCUCAGGGAAUUUAUACUGAUUCCUUAAUAAUAAUGAAACUAAUUAUCCUAAAACGCUGGUUCUGACUUCCAGACAAUCCAACACAAGAUGUCUUUACUACUAAGCUAAGUAGUUUUUAUAGCAUAUGAAAUGUAUGAUUCAUUGAAAUGCUGGAGCUGGUAAAAGAAAACAGUGGGGUUCAUUAAAAAAAAAAAUGAUUUGUGAAAUGGGCCCAAUGUUUGUUUUUUGUUUUUAUUAUUAUUAAAUAUCUUAUGCUCACAA